AUGAGCCUCGAUAAUAUUGAGCCUUGGAGCUCGCGGUUCAUCAAGGUCACCUCUGAGCACCUUGCCAUCGAACCCCGACUGGUUCCUUGUCAAAGACCCUUCCCCUCCAAGGCCGAGUAUUUCAUCAAGUUCCCUAAACUCAGCCCCACCUUGAUUGAUAAUGGAGGUGUCGGGGAUGAAGGGAUCUCUGGGAUGGCCGCUGCCAUGGCAGUUGGCUGGACAUCUAGUGGAGCCACGCAGUUGGCCUUUAUUUCUAGCAACUUGGCCUUCGUAGCGGUAAAUUUUUGGUCGGCCUCCUCCAUUCUUCUCAUGGCCUUGGCCUCGACCUCUUUGCUUUUGUCCAGCUCAGAGGUUAAGGCCUCGACUUUUCAAAUCAGGUUGGCGAUGCUCCUUGUCUAA
This is a messenger RNA of Ilex paraguariensis (yerba mate), 399 nucleotides long. The record is from the annotation of a GenBank genome assembly. NCBI's taxonomy places the organism in Eukaryota, Viridiplantae, Streptophyta, Magnoliopsida, Aquifoliales, Aquifoliaceae.